Branchiostoma floridae (Florida lancelet) is the source of this 2516-nucleotide messenger RNA. RefSeq lists its product as uncharacterized. Bases 9 to 2516 code for a protein of 835 amino acids. The transcript is spliced from 9 exons. Lineage: Eukaryota; Metazoa; Chordata; Leptocardii; Amphioxiformes; Branchiostomatidae. The record is from RefSeq and is a predicted model, not a curated record.
UUGAAACAAUGGAGGAUAUAAUGGAGGCUUUUGACAUCAAGGACCUAACCAUUCCCCAAGUGGGGGGUUCCCAGCCCAUGAGGGAGAACAAUAGUGAUGUCCCCCAUGUCAGCAGUCGUACAUCCCACAGCCUGGCUAUGGCUGGUGUCGGCCCCUCGCACCCGACGACAUUCCUGAGUACGGAUUUACCCACGAGUUGUACCUCUGCAGCGUCUAGUCACGACUGGUACCAGCAGGCUUCUGGUGUGGGUCCUAACGCUGAACACUGCUUCAGCCAGGCACACCCAUGGUUCUCCAAAAACACCACCAGGAAAACCCUCUCAGACGUCAACGUCUUCAAGAGAUUUUGCUCCGCUCCUCCGUUCAACGAGCCCCGCCCUCCCGAGGAGAUUCCCCCUUCCGAACUCUCCCCACUCCUCAUUUCCUACUUCACGUCCUGCAAGAAGAACAACGGACAGAACUACGAGCCAGAGUCGCUCAACAGCAUGCUACGCUCAAUGGAGCGCUAUCUCAAAGCCAGCGGUUACGCCUACAGUGUCGUCCAAUCGGAGGAAUUCCGUGAACUCCGUUUGAGUAUCAAGCGAAGAAAGGACGAGCUCAAGGAACUGAGUCACGUGAAGAACUCGGCUGAAAUUGUGUCAAACUCGAAGAAAAAUUUCCCCACGGAUGAGGAAGAGAUGAUACUGUACUCCAAAGGAGUGGUCGGACUGACGAACCCUUUCAGCCUGCUGUGUGCGGUUUGGGUCAACAACUCGAAGCACUUCCGUAUCAAGUCACGCGAGACGACCGUCGGUCUGCGGUGGGGGGAGAUCCAGCUAAAAAAGCUAGCCAAUGGGACGGAGUAUCUGGAGUAUAUGUCGCUGACAACGGAAAACUCAGUGGCACGAAAGGCGUGGGCUGUGGGUCAGGGGAGCCUCUCGUGUCCCGUAGUGGUGUACAAACAGUACGCGCUGCACCGUCCCGAGGCCAUGAUGCACCCAGACGCACCCUUCUACCUGGGCUACUGGAGGAAGAUGCCAACAGGCAAGGUGUGGUACCGUGAGCAGGGGCUCGGGAAGGAGAGCAUCUUAAGGAUGAAGACAUUACUGAAGGAGCAGGCACAGAACAUGAACAUUCCAGUCCCUGUCUGGUUACAGGUGCUGAUCCAUCCAGAUGCAACCUCUGACACGACCUCUGACAUGACCCCUGACACGACCCCUACCUUAUCUAGGGGUCCAGAUCCAGCUCCCACUACCUCCUCCUCCACCCGGCUUUCGUCACCCCCUAACAUGUUACCCACCCCAACUGCAAUAUUGUCUAACCCCCCUACAAUGUUGUCCAACCCCCCUACAAUGUUGUCCAAUCCCCCUACGAUGUUGUCAAACCCCCCAGCUGUGUUACCCACCAACCCUGUCGUGUUACCUACUCCCCCUUCCUUGCUACCUCCCUUUACCAGUACUGGUACCCCCCUUCCAACACUCCAGACAUCAUCCUUCACAGAGUCAUCCCACAUGACUUUCCAGACAGCGACUAGACAUGUACCUGUCCGUAGUCCUGAUCCAGCUGAGCCACCACGGAAGGCUCCAUGCCUGACACCGGCAGUCCGUCGGACAAGCAGAGCAGGUGACACCUCUGUCCUGCCAUCACCAGUGCUAUACCAGGUUCCUGUCCACAACACUUCAACUAGAGAUCCUCCCACCAGCCUACAGGCCAACCAGUCUGUCAAUCAACAUGCCAAUCAAGUUGCCAAACAGUCCACCGCUCAAAAUCCUAGUCAGGUUGAGCUGCAUGAGAAGCUGCAGGUACUGCAGGAAGAGAAGGUUCAGCUGCAGCAGUCAGUACUAGUGUUAGAGCGAGACAAGGCCGUUCUUCAGGCCAAACUGGCUCAGAUGAAGCUGGCUCUCAGGGAGAUGGAGAUGCAGCCAGCGGGAGAAAGUAACAAAGUUGGCGAUGCGACGCAGACCUUCAUGCUGGAGAUGCAGAAGAACCUGAUCGCCCAGUUCCAGGAAAACAUCAUCCGGCUGCAGAGGGACUUCCUGGAAGAGAAACGGAAGGCCGUGGAGGAGACCAAGAGGAAACAAUGGUGCAUCCAGUGUGGAAAGGAGGCCAGACUCUACUGUUGCUGGAACACCAGUUACUGCGACUUCUCCUGCCAGCAAGCCCAUUGGCCAGUUCAUAUGAGCACAUGUCACCAGCAGACCAAUCAGCAGCGGCCACCAGCUGCACCUCAGCCAAUGGAUGAAGAGAGGAGUCUUGUUCCCAGGUCACAAGCGAAGACUCUCCUUCCCAGGCCAUUCCUCCAACAGCCAGUCAUCAUUCCAGCUAAGGCGGAGCCGGAUUCGUCCAGCCAGCUGACCGUUGCGGGCGGUUCUGUGGCCAGGUUUGGCCAGGUAACAGCCAGUCGCGGCCCGCCCCGGUGUGUAGACAUGCAGGAAAGGGAGGAAGGUGAGGAGGACGGUGGCAGCCCGGCACCGAUGAAUGCCUCAGGCAACGGCACCGAACGGAGGAAGAAUGACCACACCUACUCACAGAAGUAG